Molecule: messenger RNA, 4381 nt
Organism: Zootermopsis nevadensis
Lineage: Eukaryota; Metazoa; Arthropoda; Insecta; Blattodea; Termopsidae
Source: RefSeq, a predicted model, not a curated record
UCUCCACCUGACCAUAACCGCGCUUCUGAUGCUGGGAGUUGCACCCCCUCCUUGCUGGGGGCAACAGGUAGCCCCCUGCACCUUCAACUCCAUGUGCUCGUGCAAGUUUGGAGGAGGAGACACCCGGGGAAUCCACUUCACCACCCCCAAGUCUCUGGACAGCGUCAGAGACAUCAUCUGUGUCGGCGUUCCGUUCUCAAAACUGCCCGAGUUCCCGGGGGGACAGGUGGAGCACGUGGAUGUGGUGAGCUCCGGUCUGGAAGAGCUCGAAAACGAGGCGUUGAGCGGCUCACAGAUCCAGUCGUUGCGGCUAAUGAGCAACAGGAUCCAGCACGUGGGCGAGCGGACGUUUAGCUCGAUGGCCCACGUGCUGAGGUCCCUGGACCUUAGUUACAACGAGCUGAACGAGGUGCCGUUCCACGCUCUGAAGCCGCUAACGUCUUUGGAUUGGCUCAACUUCCACAGCAAUCAGAUUUCGUCACUCACGACCGUCGAUGGCGAGGGGGAUUGGUCCAUCAUGCGGGAGACGCUGACCAACAUGUUCCUUGGGGAUAACGACCUCACGGAGCUCCCGAAGGAGAAGACCAAGAACGGAAACGGAGACAACAAUAACAAUAACAACAACAACAAACACCACAACUGGAACGGAAACGGAGGCCGCACGGAGGAGGGAAAUGGAUCCGGCGCCUCACUCGCCGAAUGCCGAAUGCUCACCUGGUUGAACCUCGACAACAAUAAGGUGAUGACACUUGAACCUGGCUCGUUACCAGAGGCACUCCAAACUCUGAGCGCGUCCCACAACCUCAUCUCGAGGUUCCCAGCCGAGGCGCUGGACAAUCUUCAAGGACUAGCGUGGCUGUACCUUCGAGGAAACUUCCUGGAAGAGCUCCCCGAAUACACUUUCAAACAUCACAAGAAACUCGACAAACUGGACCUAGGCGAAAACUCCAUCCAGGCAAUACCUCACAACGUCUUCAACAACACGCUGACCGUCCGAGACCUGAACCUCGAUUUCAACCAGCUGAAGACGCUCCCAGCACAAGUCUUUCGGGGCCUUAGUCCCAGCAGAAUAUAUUUGUCCAUGAACAAGCUGGAAGGAAUGGAUGACAGGGCAUUUGUAGGGAUUGGUCACAUUCUGGAUUUUCUUGACUUGGAGCAAAACAACCUGCAAAGAAUUCCGAAAGCCCUCAGUCAGCUGAAGAGACUGAGGUUUCUUUAUAUCCCGUCCAACAAAAUUAGCGAAGUAUCAGACGAUGCUUUUGAGAGUUUCUCGGGGUCUUUAAGAGCUCUGUCAUUGUCAGGAAACCAAUUAAAUAAGAUUCCAAGAGAAGCUCUCAGAGACUGCAAGAAGCUGUCACAUCUAAAUGUUGGUUAUAAUCAAAUUUAUGAAGUCGAAGAGGAAGAUUUCUCAAGAUGGGGUGGUUCAUUAGACACUUUACUCCUGCGAAAUAAUAGAAUCGCUCGUCUGGACGCACAUGUGUUCCGGGCGACUCCACGACUGCGAGAACUAAGCCUGUCUUUUAAUAAACUGAGUGAUGUCGAUCCCGAUGCCUUCUCAGACGUCGCCGGCAGCCUGGAAAAUCUUGAAGUGAGUUUUGGGAUGUAUAGGGAGGACUUCCCUGAAGACUUUCUCAAACCGCUGAAAUCCCUUCUUUGGUUGGCGUUAGACAACAAUAAUAUUCGUACAAUUUCGCCAACAGCAUUGUACACGUUCGGCCAACUUCAGUAUUUUAAUUUGGAUGCGAAUCGAUUGGAGUAUCUACCGCCCGGAGUGUUUCAUCCCAACGUGCACAAAAAUCUUCACGACGUUAGGUUGUCGUACAACCACCUGCAAGUCCUGUCUUCUGAAACAUUUGCCUCCCUUCGAGAGUUACGGACCGUCGUUCUAUCUGGAAACAGAAUCAGGACCGUGAAGGUGGGAGCGUUUAGUGGUUUGCCUAACCUUGUCACCCUGGUAAUAUCGGACAACAAAAUAAACUCUCUUGAGCCUAGGACAUUCACAGAGUUACCAAAUUUGAUAAAGUUGGAUUUGCAAAACAACGAGCUGAAGGAGUUUUCCUUGAGCGCCUUCCUGAAUGUGACCGGGUUCUUCAUGCCUAUGACCAUAAACAUCUCGAGGAACCAGAUAUCGUCUCUCUUCGUAGGAGACACAGGUUCCCCCUUGCACGUCAAGACACUGGAUAUGAGUCACAACAGGGUUCUAGAAGUACCUGUCAACUUCUUACAGAGCUUCUCCGAUUCUCUACGACGACUCCACAUGGGUUACAACAGCAUUGGUCACCUAGAUCCGGAAGCAUUUGGGAACCUAGAGCUGCUAGAAGUGCUCACUCUUGAACAUAACAGCAUCGUAAACCUCAGGAAGAAAGCAUUCGAGGGCGUCGAAGCUCUUCAGGUGUUAGACUUGUCGCAUAAUCAUAUCGAACAAUUACAAAUUGAACAGUUCUCAAAUUUGGAAAACCUCCGGAUAAUUGACUUAUCGCAUAAUCACGUCCGGUCACUACCUCGCGAUGCGUUUCAGAACACGAAACUCGAGAGGUUAGACCUCUCCAAUAACGAAUUUGUUGUGAUGCCAAGUAGUGCUUUGGCUGAGGUGGGGUUCACGUUGAGGCACCUGGACAUGUCUUACAACCACGUGGAGCACUUGGACAGCACGAUGUUUCCUGACACGCCGUACUUACUGGGGCUUAACCUUGCGCACAACAAACUCACGAUCCUCCCGGACAACGUGUUCACGAGUCUUGGCGGUCUGCUCAAACUUGACCUCAGCAGCAAUUCCCUGAGAGCAAACUUCAAAGAGUUGUUUCACUACGUGCAAAAGCUCAGGCGGCUAAGCCUAGCGGACACGGGACUCAAGGUCACGCCGAACCUGCCACUCCCAAACCUAGUGACCCUCAACUUGUCCUCCAACUCCAUCGAUGAGAUGCCGGUGUCUGCCGUCGGCGGGCUGGAGCGACUCAGGACUCUGUAUUUGAAUGGUAACUGUUUCACGUCCGUACCCUCUCAGGCCUGGUCCCACAUGCCGCUGCUCAAGACGCUGGACGUCUCGAAGAACAACAUCAAGAUUAUUACGAAGGAAAGCUUCUCGGCACUGAUCCGCCUGCAGUCUCUAACCAUCCAGGAUUUACCACUGGAGAGAUUCGACGCGGAUACUUUGACCAGACUCCGUCUUCUGACAUCAUUACGAAUUCAAACGUGGCCUAAAAUCGAGAAAUAUCGAUUUCGUCUCGGUAGCGCGUUAUCCAAUAUACCGUCAUUACGUAAGCUUUCCGUUCGAGUACUGGAGUCAUCGCUGACGGACCAGUUGACGGGGGCGUUCACUCCGCGGCUGAGGCACGUGGAGAUCACGGGAAACGAACUAAGGAACAUUGACGCUGAAGCUUUCGAAGGCAUCGAGGAAAACUACGAGAUGGUGCUGCAGAUAAGAGGGACGCAGAUCGAGGAACUUCCUGCAGGAUUAUUCGCAAAGCUGGAAAAAAUCCCUCACUUGUCUUUAGACCUCAGGGACAACCGACUGUCGUCACUGAGCCCAGGGACGCUCUACUCCAACGGGACGAGCUGGGAAAAUGUUGGCACGAGACUUAUCUCAGGCGGCCUUGUCCUCAAGGGUAACCCGUGGACGUGCGACUGUGGACUGGUGUGGCUGGGCCAUUGGCUGAGGCGGUGGUUGCGGGAGACGAUGCAGAUCCACACCGUGGUCCUAGAGGGGGCACAGCAGAUGCAGAACCUCGCCCGGGAAGCGACCUGCACGGACCCCAGGACGGGACAACAGACCCCGAUACUCGAUCUCUACCCCGAAGACCUCAGCUGUCACGCCAGUGCGCUGAGCAGAGGAGGAUCUUCCUCGAGAUGUGCUUUCAGUAGCAGGCACCAGAGGACGCUUGUCGUGUUACUUCUCAUGUACUGGUGGUCUUGGUGACGUCACGCUUAGGGUUUCUGUCGGUGAAUCGGAAAGACUGGCUGGUAUUUUGUGUCUUGUGGUGAAGACACGUCAUCCGGGGACAGGGGGAAAUUCAGAAUGAGAGUAAUUAAAAUAUGCAUAAGCAGGUCUGUGAAACGAGAUAUGUGUGGAGCUGGAACGGGGGUACUUCAUAAGAAAUUACGUAAAGCGGAUAUCGCCUCAAGGUGAAGCUGUGGAUUAAAGUCUGAAGUAAGGAGCUUCUGUGUCUUUGCUGUUCUACAAUUCUAUUCGGAAAACGUCAGUGCGUUAUUAAACAGCUAAGGAACUGGACUGAAACUGUUUAAUUGGGAUUUUUUUCGAGCUGAAAAACGUGAACGUCAAGGAACGCAACCGAAACAUACUUACGAAUUUGCAGUCAAAAUUUAAUUAAAACUACAUUAACGCUUUGAAGCUAAAAGAAGAGAGAGAGAGAGGAAACAGUUU